AAUCUUCGCUCUCGACCAGCUGUUUUACUACUGCGAGUCUCGUCCCCGCUGCGGCUUUGUUCGUAAUUUUUGCGUCUUCAGCCAUUUGAGCUACGGCAGUAUCAGCCACAAGCACGUAGCCAUUGAUAUUAGGGAGGAGGCAGCAUCGGUGUGAUAUUUUGGUGGUGGUGGUGGUGGUGGUAUUUUCGCGUAUCAGUGGGAAUAAGUAUUUGGAAAUGAGUUCAGAUAGCAGGAGUCGAAGCAGGAGCAGGAGCAGGAGCAGGAGCCCACUGGAUCGUAAAAUCCGGUCUGAUCGUUUUUCAUAUCGUGAUGCACCAUACAGGAGAGAAUCACAUCGGGGUUUCAGUCGAGAUAAUCUUUGCAAGAACUGCAAGCGGCCUGGCCAUUUUGCAAGAGAAUGCCAAGAUGUCGCAAUUUGUCACAAUUGUGGUCUCCCUGGGCAUAUUGCUUCCGAGUGCACGACAAAGUCGCUAUGUUGGAACUGUCGAGAACCCGGUCACAUGGCAAGUAGCUGCCCUAAUGAAGGCAUCUGCCACACCUGUGGCAAGGCAGGACAUCGGGCCAGGGAAUGCACGGCUCCUCCGCUCCCCCCUGGCGACUUGAGGCUUUGCAAUAAUUGCUAUAAGCAAGGUCAUAUAGCAGCUGAUUGUACUAACGAGAAGGCGUGCAACAAUUGCAGGAAGACAGGCCAUCUUGCUCGCGAUUGUCCAAACGAUCCUAUUUGCAACUUGUGUAAUGUAUCAGGGCAUGUGGCCAGACAGUGUCCGAAGUCCAACGUCCUCGGAGACCGAGUCGACCGAGGCAGUGGCGGUGGCAGUGUGCGUGGUGGUGCUGGUGGUUACCGGGAUGUUGUGUGUAGGAAAUGCCAGCAGCUUAGCCAUAUGAGUAGGGAUUGCAUGGGCCCUUUGAUGAUCUGCCAUAACUGCGGGGGACGAGGUCACCUGGCAUACGAAUGCCCUUCUGGUCGGUUUAUGGACCGUUAUCCCCGGAGGUACUGAUGAUCAAAAGAGAUAAAAUCACACGUCCUCGACGAGGUUAGACCUUCAGAUUUUGCUGGGAGUUUAGAUAAUCUGAGAACUAAACUUUAUAGAUUGCUCUACUCGGAUGCAUUGUAGUAUUUGCUCGUGCUAUUAUUCCGAAACAUUGCUAUGCGGUUUAGACGAUGAAUUUUCGGUUUCAUUGAUCUUGGUUCUAUGGUUCUAAAUGAUAAAUAUUUAAGAAA
Messenger RNA from Cucurbita moschata (crookneck pumpkin), 1222 nucleotides. Its product is annotated as zinc finger protein GIS2-like. Bases 216 to 998 code for a protein of 260 amino acids. The transcript is spliced from 4 exons. Gene Ontology annotation, molecular function: nucleic acid binding; zinc ion binding. The record is from RefSeq and is a predicted model, not a curated record. NCBI's taxonomy places the organism in Eukaryota, Viridiplantae, Streptophyta, Magnoliopsida, Cucurbitales, Cucurbitaceae.